CUUUACGCCACCAAUAGCAGCGUUUGGUAUUCCAUCGUACCUACUAUACCUUACUCGAACAUGGCCACUCAAGUCCCUCCAUCGACCACCCCUACUCCGUUCGCUAACCGUCCGGCUCCCCCGACGAAAGAUCUCGAGAUUCCCGAGGACUACAAAAAGACUUUCCGCGGAAGAGGGACUGUUAGCAAGUUCGUCGACCCCUGUGAAGCGGCUAGGAAGGCGUCUUUAGAUUGUCUCGAAAGGACACAAUACAACCGCUCAGAGUGUACCGACUUUUUCACCGCGUACAAGGAAUGUAAAGGAAACUGGCUUGCGCAACGGAAAGAAGACAGGAUGAAAGGAAGAGAUACUGUCUGAGGCUUCAUCACCACACUAUCCUUGGGGGAGGGGGGAUCCGGUUCAUUAUGCAUUUCUACGGCCUAUGGUGCCGUGUAAGCCGUUAUGUUACUGUUGUCACAUAUGGAAUCGGGCAUCGGAUCGGCUAGUCGCAGCCAUUCCUGAUGACUAAGUAUACAUUUUAAUCAUUUAGUACAGGGGAUCAAACACAAGGCAAAUUGUGUUGGAAAGGCCCGGUCGAUAGCCUCUUUUUUGAGAUGAAGCAGUGCGUG
Molecule: messenger RNA, 608 nt
Organism: Cryptococcus deneoformans JEC21
Lineage: Eukaryota; Fungi; Basidiomycota; Tremellomycetes; Tremellales; Cryptococcaceae
Product: aerobic respiration-related protein, putative
Exons: 5
Coding region: 61-357 (98 amino acids)
Source: RefSeq, a predicted model, not a curated record